CACUCAAAAAUCAGAGAGAAAAUAACACACACAGUCACACACCAUAAAAGUGCUCUCUGAAAUAGAAAAAAGAACCCCAAAAAACGUAGUUACACGUUCAGUGUGAGUGCGUGUCGGAUCUCCCAAAUUUAUCCCAACUCAACUGGGGCUCAUUUGUCUCGCUUAUAAACGGCGAGAGAGAGAAAGGUAGAGGAUAAUGAGAGAGAAAAUGUGUGAAGUGAAAGACCCCAAGAUAAAGCUUUUCGGCCAAACCAUUGAAGCGGCGGUUGGUGAAACAGCUCAGUCCUGUGAUGGUAUUGGUGUGGGAGAGGAUAGUUCCAUUCAAGACCCGCCUUCUUCAUCUAACUCCAUUAUUCAAAAAGAUGAUUUCACCGGCGAUGCAGAGGACCAAGAAUCCAACACGAACCAAUCAGGUUUUAAACAAGAAGAUAAAGACGGAGAUCAAACCCAGCCUUUGGCAUCCGAUGGAUUAAAAGAUUCUAAUACAACUCCUUCUAUAGUUGAGAACCCCAAGGCAUUGUCUGCCGAUAGUGAUGCUGGACCGAUGCAAAGUUUGAAGACGGAAGAGGACCAGACUGAGACCAGUAACUCAGACGAGAAAACCCUGAAGAAGCCGGACAAGAUACUCCCGUGCCCUCGUUGCAACAGCAUGGAUACAAAAUUUUGCUAUUUUAACAAUUACAAUGUGAACCAGCCGAGACAUUUCUGCAAGAAUUGCCAGAGGUACUGGACAGCUGGUGGGACUAUGAGGAAUGUGCCUGUAGGCGCUGGUCGCCGUAAGAACAAGAAUUCCGUUCCCCAGUUCCGUCAUAUAACCGUUCCCAAUGCUCAGGUGGACCUCCCAAAUGGAAUACACCACCCUGUGCUGAGCCCCAAUGGCACCGUUAUCACUUUCAAUUCAGACACGCCUCUAUGCGAAUCUAUGGUGUCCGUCUUGAAUAUCGCUGAUAAAACCGUUAGAAACAGCAUGAGGAACGGGUUUCACAGACCGGAAGAGCUAGGAAUUGAGGCUUCCCAUGGACUUAAAGAGAACGGAGACGAUCACUCAAGUGGAUCUUCCACAACUGCAACAACUUCAAAGGAAGAAGUUGGUAAAAUCGAAGUAACAGCAAACAGUCAUCCCCUUCCUCUCCGCGUACCUUCCUUUCCCGGAGCCCCAUGGCCUUAUGCGUGGCAUUGCGUUCAGUGGACUGCCCCCAUGUCUCCACCGAACUUUCCCCCCGGUGGCAUUGCUUUGCCAUUCUAUUCUACGCCUCCGCCUUACUGGGGCUGUGCAGUACCUGGCCCUUGGAAUGUUCCUUGGAUUGUCCCCCCAACACCAUCACACAACCACACACCUCCGAAUUCCAGCCCCAACUCCCCAACUCUAGGGAAGCAUUCGAGAGAUGACAGUACUCUGAAGCCCGUCAGCCCAGAGGAAGCAGCUAGUGAAAAGGACAGUCACCUCUGGGUUCCGAAAACUUUGAGAAUCGACGACCCUGGAGAGGCGGCCAAGAGUUCCAUAUGGGCUACUUUAGGCAUAAAGAAUGAGAGAGCAGACUCUGUGGGUAGUGGUGGUCUUUUUAAGGCCUUCCAAAGACAAUCGAAAGGCGAUGAAAAGGCUCAGGUUCCAGAAACCUCGACGGUGUUACAAGCAAAUCCAGCAGCGAUGUCUAGGUCGUUGAGCUUCCAUGAGAGCUCUUAAGCUGACCAAAACUGUAGUUCAUUGUUUAUUUGUUACAUGAAACUAGGCUGGAGAUUGGGUAAAUUCUCUUCAAUCUUCUUAAACAUUUAAACUGGUAAAUAGUCGGUUCUUUUGUAGGUGGUAGAUGGAUUUGGUGACUUGUUGAGUUAUUGUACAUAAUUAUAUGGUAUGUAUUGAGAGCAAAUUAGUGUAAUGCUUUUGCAACGAAAGUCUA
Messenger RNA from Salvia hispanica, 1898 nucleotides. Its product is annotated as cyclic dof factor 2-like. Gene Ontology annotation, molecular function: DNA binding; DNA-binding transcription factor activity. Gene Ontology annotation, biological process: regulation of DNA-templated transcription. The record is from RefSeq and is a predicted model, not a curated record. NCBI's taxonomy places the organism in Eukaryota, Viridiplantae, Streptophyta, Magnoliopsida, Lamiales, Lamiaceae.